Coffea eugenioides is the source of this 2133-nucleotide messenger RNA. Its product is annotated as probable glucan endo-1,3-beta-glucosidase A6. The coding region runs from base 1 to 2133 and encodes 710 amino acids. Gene Ontology annotation, cellular component: plasma membrane. The record is from RefSeq and is a predicted model, not a curated record. The transcript has 6 exons. Lineage: Eukaryota; Viridiplantae; Streptophyta; Magnoliopsida; Gentianales; Rubiaceae. Gene Ontology annotation, biological process: carbohydrate metabolic process. Gene Ontology annotation, molecular function: hydrolase activity, hydrolyzing O-glycosyl compounds.
AUGAAAAUAGCAGAGAAUUUUCUUAUUGCUCCUUUGUUCUUCUGCCUCCUCACAUUUUCAAAUGCACUAACAUCAAGCAGGAUUGGUGUAGUUUAUGGAACGCAAGGAACUAAUUUCCCACCAAUAAAUUACACAGUCCAGCUCCUUGAGAUCAAGAAUGCUGGUUUUGUAAAGCUUCGUGAUGCAAAUCACGAAAUACUAAAAUCGUUAUCUCAGAAAAGUGUUCGUGUCUCAAUCAGCAUUGCUAACAAUUUUCUCGUGCAUAUUGCUUCGAAUCAAACAUUUGCAAAUCAGUGGGUACAGGAAAAUGUACUUGCAUAUUAUCCUGAUACAAUGAUCCGGUUCAUACUUGUUGGACAGGAAGUUCUAAGCCAGAAUGAUACAACAUUGUGGUACAAUCUUGUACCUGCAAUGAGAAGGAUCCUUGAUUCAGUUAGAAGUCACAAUAUUCAUAACAUUAAAGUUGGGACUCCAUUGGCUAUGGACAUAUUGGAAUCAACAUUUCCACCUUCUAGUGGGAAAUUCAGGUCUGAUAUUCCUCAUGAUCAGGUCAUCAUACCAUUGCUGCAAUUCUUGAAUCAAACAAAGUCAUAUUUCUUCCUAAAUGUCUUCCCCUAUUUUACAUGGUCUGCAAAUCCAACAAAUGUGAGCCUAGACUUGGCUUUAUUUAGGGGCGACAAAAAUUCUUCAUACAGAGAUCCAGAGAGUGGUUUGAUUUACACAAACCUCCUAGAUCAGAUGCUAGACUCAGUUCUCUUUGCUAGUAAAAAAUUAGGCCUUGACCAUGUUGCAUUAGCAAUAUCAGAAACUGGUUGGCCUCAUGCAGGUGACAUUGAUCAGCCUGGUGCAAAUAGAUACAAUGCUGCUACUUACAACAGAAAUCUUGUGCACAGAAUGUCUGCUAAACCACCAAUUGGGACACCGGCUAGACCUGGUGUAUUCAUACCAACAUUCAUAUAUGCUUUAUUUGAUGAAGAUCAAAUUCCAGGACGAGGAACAGCAAGGCACUUUGGAAUUCUGCAAGCCAAUUCCUGGCCUGUGUAUGAUUUAGACCUGACAGGAAAGCUAGGAGAAGGGGACUAUCCCCUAUUGCCACUGCCAUCAAAUAAUGAGCCCUUUAAAGGAAAUCUGUGGUGUGUUGUGGCAAGCGAAGCAAACAUAAUGGAAUUAGUUCCACAAUUGGAAUCUGUUUGCAGCCUUGGCAAUGGAAUUUGUGAUGCACUAUCUCCAGGAAAUGAUUGCUAUGAACCAGUAACAAUUAGAGCUCAUGCUAGUUAUGCAUUUAGCUCAUAUUGGGUUAAGUUUAGGAGCAGAGGUACAGCUUGUCAUUUCAAUGGUCUUGCAGUGCUAACCACCACAGAUCCAAGCCAUGGAUCGUGCAAGUUUCCAAGUAUUCAAGUUGGUUUGGAAAUUAGUUUAGGUACUUCUGCAAAAGCAGAUGACUAUUGGCUUAAGAGGCAUCGUUCUUCUCCAAAUUCAUCACUGACUCUACAUCUUCCAAAGAAGCAUAAUUUGAUUAUUACUGUACAUGUUCUUGAUCCUUCCUUGUAUUUAUUGCUGUCACGAGCCUUGCAAUUUGCAACAGUAAGAGCUCUCUUUUGUUUUUUUAAUGGGGCUCAACCAUGGCUGGUUGUUCAACAGCUUCUUGGAAUUCUAGUAAAAUAUGCUACAAUAUCAAGCAAGAUAGGGAUAAAUUAUGGUUUGAAUGGAGACAAUUUGCAAUCUGUACAUCAUUCAAUCAACCUUCUUCAAAGCAUGAAUGCCAGUCGAGUGAAGAUUUAUGAUGCUAAUCCUGAAGUACUUAAACUGCUGUCUGGAACAAAGCUUCAAGCCUCAAUCAUGAUUCAGGAUGGACUUAUCCCAGAUAUCGCUUCAGAUCAAUCCAUUGCAGAUCAAUGGGUAAGAGAUAACGUUCUUGCUUAUUACCCUCAAACAAUGAUCCGCUUUGUACUAGUUGGAAAUGAAAUCCUAAGCAGCAAUAAUACAUUGCUAUGGUACAACCUUGUACCUGCCAUGGUAAGGAUUCAUAACUCAAUCAAGGCACAAAAUAUUCAGAACAUCAAAGUUGGGACGCCAGUAGCCAUGGACAUCUUGGAAUCAACAUUUCCACCACCUUCCCAGUGGGAAAUUUAG